Molecule: messenger RNA, 6928 nt
Organism: Podarcis raffonei (Aeolian wall lizard)
Lineage: Eukaryota; Metazoa; Chordata; Lepidosauria; Squamata; Lacertidae
Gene: ZBTB34
Product: zinc finger and BTB domain containing 34
Exons: 2
Coding region: 206-1684 (492 amino acids)
Biological process (GO): regulation of transcription by RNA polymerase II
Molecular function (GO): DNA-binding transcription factor activity, RNA polymerase II-specific; protein binding; RNA polymerase II cis-regulatory region sequence-specific DNA binding
Source: RefSeq, a predicted model, not a curated record
CGCUCCGGUAGCGGAAGUGCCUCUUCUUGAGAGUGGAGGAUUCGCUUCCGGGCGCUGCUGGCCGAGGGAACUGAGGGGGGAGCAGCGUCGGCGGCGUCGGCCGGGGGGAAGGUGGCACUCGGGCCAGGACCGAGCUCCCUCCGGCGGACCCGCCAUGUGAGGAGACUCCCGACGCCCCCUCAGGUUACACCAUACACCAGAAGACAUGGACAGCAGCAGUUUAAUCCAGUUUGACGUUCCGGAGUACAGCAGCACCGUACUGAGCCAAUUGAAUGAGCUCCGCCUGCAGGGAAAGCUUUGUGAUAUCAUUGUGCAUAUUCAGGGUCAGCCGUUUAGAGCUCACAAAGCUGUCCUAGCUGCCAGUUCUCCAUAUUUUCGUGACCAUUCUGCAUUAAGUACCAUGAGCGGCCUCUCAAUAUCAGUUAUUAAAAAUCCCAGUGUCUUUGAACAGUUGCUUUCUUUUUGUUACACUGGAAGGAUGUCUUUGCAACUGAAGGAUGUUGUUAGCUUUCUAACUGCAGCUAGUUUUCUGCAGAUGCAGUGUGUCAUUGAUAAGUGCACACAGAUACUUGAAAGUAUCCAUUCAAAGAUCAGUGUCGGUGAAGUUGACUCUGUCACUGUUGGUGCUGAAGAUGCUCCGGAAAACCACAACGGUGUUAAAGAUGACAGUUAUUUUGCCAAUCCAGUGGAAAUCUCUCCUCCCUAUUGCUCUCAGGUGCGGCAGUCUACUUCAGGCAGUGAUUUAAGAAUGGAAACAACUUCCAACAAAUCUUUCCGUAACCGUCUACAAGAAGAAGGGCACUCAGACCGUGGUAGUAGUGGGAGCAUUUCAGAAUAUGAGAUUCAGAUUGAAGGUGAUAAUGACCAAGGGGACUUGGUAGUCAGAGAGAGCCAGGCUGCUGAGGUGAAAGUUAAAAUGGAAAAAUCUGACCGGCCAAGUUGCUCAGAUAGCUCUUCUCUUGGUGAUGAUGGAUACCACACUGAAAUGGUGGACGGCGAGCAAGUAGUGGCUGUUAACAUUGGCUCCUACAGUUCUGUAUUGCACAAUGCCUACUCUCUAUAUUCCCAUGGCUCAUCCCAAUCUGCUAAUGCACCUGACACCUUUGGAAGCCUAAGAAACUCAAGCUCUUCAAGAUCCAUGCUAGGUUCUCUUAGAGGCCGCGGCCGUCAAAAACGGAUCUCUACUAGCUACUUACAUAGUGAUGUUUCAGCACAAGGAGCUGAUGGAGAAUCUGCAGCGAAUCACCCAGGUUAUGAAAACAGUCCACGGGAAAGGAAUUCAAGAGGUCACUGGUAUGCAUACAGUGAAAGAUUAAUCUGUAUAUACUGUGGGAAGUCUUUCAACCAGAAAGGGAGUCUUGAUAGGCACAUGAGGCUGCACAUGGGAAUAACCCCCUUUGUGUGCAAAUAUUGUGGGAAGAAGUACACGCGCAAGGACCAACUUGAGUACCAUAUCCGUGGCCACACAGAUGACAAACCUUUCCGCUGUGAGGUCUGUGGAAAAUGUUUCCCUUUCCAGGGAACUUUAAACCAGCACCUGCGAAAGAAUCAUCCUGGUGUAGCAGAAGUAAGAAGCAGGGUUGAGUCUCCAGAAAGAACAGAAGCCUAUCAAGAACAGAGAGAUGAUGAUGCUUCAGCCUCUGAAACGCUGGAUUAUAGCAUGGAUAUACAGACAUCUGAUUAAAAUUUACUGCGUCCCUCAGUGCAACUCAAACAAAGCACAUUGAUCAACGCAUUUCCUUCUCGUUUCUUUGAUAAGUUUUGUAACAGGUAUAACAGCAUUGUCGUUUUCCUGAUUUUGCAAGUCUUCUGGUCCCUGUUCCUGGACAGAAGGUUACUGACUUUUUUCUUUUUCUUUUUCUUUUUUUUGGAAGGAAGUAGGGUUAGCUUUACUCCUAAAAAUGUUUAUAAAGAGCAUAAUAUUUUGCAAACAAUACAUGAAGAAGGAGGGAGGCUGGGGCUUCAACAGUGAAAGAUAAUAAAAACAAGCAGAUACGGCCGAAUAGUAUAGCCUCUCCUUUUGUGCUUUGUGCAGCCUAAUCCUAUGUAGAUAUACUUGGAUGCAAGCCCUACUGAAUUCAAUAGGACUUGCUUCCAGUAGUGUGCUAGGAUGGCAGCCUUAACAAACAUGUUAUGUAGGAGCAUAAGGUAUACCUCCCAGGGUCCCAUCUAUGUGUCAUACUAAGUUGUGGGUUUGGGUGGGUGUUUAUUUGUUGUUGUUUGAAUAACUAUUUUGAUAGCUUUGAAUUUUAUAUAAUAUAUAUUAUUAUAUAUAAACAUAUAUACGAUGUUCACUUUUUCUCUUUUGGUUGGGGUGAAUGUAGAAGUAUCUUAAACGGAAAGGAAAAAAACCUCUCUAUAAAAGGCUUUCAACUUUUAAUCUUCUCUUUAGGGUUUUUUCCUGCUUUUUCAUGAAGCUUUGCUCCCCCCCCCCCCCAUGUUCAUAUAUUGUGUCCAAAAGUGAGCAAUGCUUUGAAAUAACUUUGCUCAAUAAGCAUGCAUAAACCAAAUGCCAUAAUUGUAUUAACUUUACAAUGGGGAUUGUUUGGGUUUUUUGUCUAGAAUAUAAACUAGACAACCUGUGGUGCUGCCCCUUUUUUAUAUAGAAAUGUGUUGUUAUACUAGCCAACCCAAAAGUAGCAUUGUGGUUUUAAAUGUUUUUACUAUCCUCAGAAUCUACCUUCAUUUCGUACUGUAGAAAGCAUACCAGGUAAAUCAGUCUUACUUUAAUCACUCUGAUUAUAUAGUUGGUUUAAAGAAGGCUAAGCAGGAUGUUGCAGUCAUUUCUGCAAUAUUUCUGUACAGUGUUCUAGUGAAUCACUUCCACAGAGCUGUUUUCAGGUGCGCCAUAACUUCCGAUUUACCAUUUUCAAGUGAAAUUAAAGCACUUGUAUUUUUACUUUUUGUAACAAUGCCAUGCGGGAUUUAUGAGCAAUAUAUCUUAUUGUAUUAGAGAAGUUCUUUUGGCUUCUCCAUAAUUUCAACAGCUGCUCAGUAUUUUAUUUUUCAUAAAGAGCCAAUGACAAACACAUUUACACAUCCUUUUAGAAAUUAUUAUUUUUUCUCCUUCAGACGUUUGGUAUCUUUCUAAAGUGGUGCUAACUUUUUUCUAUUACAUCCAUAAUAGAUAUAAAAAAAUGUGAAACCUUACUAUAGUGGAAUCACAGAUUUUUCCAGUUAUUUAUCUGCCUGAAAACACCUCACAAAAGUGUGGGCUGGCAAAUAAUUGCUGUAUGAAAACUCUUAUCAAGUAAAUAGAAUACAGAUGUUUGUGAAUAAUAUUUUUAGUACGUAUAUACUUGGAUAUAUUUAUGCUUGGCAGAAUGAGAAACUUCUUGGUAGAUAUAUUCAUCAGGAUAGAAAGCUGUUAGUGACAGAAGCUGCAUGACAAGAGAGACCCCUCCCCGCCGCCCUCCACCUACCUGUCUCCUCUCCUGGUUCUGCUUCAGUUUCUGCCUUAUAUUCCCUAAGCUAGUGCUGCUGUAGCUUUAAGGUUUCCUGGCAGAGCAGUACAGAGGCAUUAAAAUUAUGCUGGAACAAGCCUGGGCAGUGAGACACAGUGAGAUGCUUACUUGGCCGGUAGCCAUCAAAAAGGAUCCUUCUGCAGGUACUGUAUAUGGAAUUAUUGGAACCCGUUUUCUCUUUAUUAGAGUUUUAAAUCUUCACCCACUUUUAGGAGCAUUCUGUUCCCUCUUAAAACAAAUUGGAUGUUUGCUUCUUUCCCCACUGAGUGAAAUAGGGAGUGCUGCACAAAAAUUUGUUGACACCUCUCCCAGAUAGGAUAUUCAGAAUGUGUGGAUUUCUUGCUGCCUUCAAGAUUUUGUGUGUUUGUAAUUUAAUGUGUUGACUUUUGAAUCUGAGCCUCUGUUCUUAAUUCUUGUAUGAUUCCCUAAAUUUCUCACAACUGUGAAUUUUAAUCAUAUAAAAGUGUAUGGGUUUUCUUAAUAGGAAGUCAUAAUCCUUCAAAAUUCUCAUUCUUCAGGAGCUACUUCUAUUUUUCACUUAUAUUCUAUGAUUUAAAACACUGAGAAAAUAGUUGUGGUUAUACUAUGGGUGGCUGAUAGAUACAGUGUUUGGAGCUUUUGAAGAUCUGUACAAAGUGCUCCAUAAAAAGUACUUUAGCUGGAGAGCAAGUGAUUUAUACAAUUUGUAACCAGCACCCCAUAUCAGCUUUCAUUUUCCAAAUCACUUAAGAAAAAUGAAGCUUGGAUGCUUGCAGUGGUUUUGAGGGCUUACAGCUUUGUUUGAGAUUUUAAAAGAAUAGACUUCUGCAGUAUUUUUAGAAUGGACUUUUCUUUACUGUUUAUCAAAGCCAGUAAUAAGGAUUAAUGUUAACAGUAAAUCAGGUUUGUUCUUUAGACGCAGUUUUAGUUAGACAAAAUGAUCAUUCUUUUCCUACUAUAGCUGCCUAAGAGAUUCUUUCCCAGGGAAAUACUAACUUCCCUCCUUUUCCCUUUCUACUAUUAGUAUAAACAAGGGCUGGAGCCCCAGAAAAGCCAAUUUCAGUGCACAUUCCAUAUGUGCACACAGGCCUUUCCUGCUUUCUGACUUCCUACUACAGCCCCACCCCCAUCCACUUCUGAGGAUCAGGAGGCUAGAGCGGUGUAAAAUGAAAUGGGAGGGAUGCAGCUGGGCAGGUAGAAUGGAAUUGGUGACAGACCCAUCCCAAGCAUGCAGAGAAAUGCUUUUCACAGGCCUCUGGAUUUCCAGCCUGCUUCAGGGAGGGUACAUGUCUGUUCAUUCAUUCUUAUAACACAUUAAGAUACAAAUCAAUUUUAUUCUACCUUUUGAUAUGCUUGCAUUUGAGGCCAUCAAACAAAAGUCUGGACAUGCAGAGUUAAAAAUGUAACACUUUACAGUGAACCUGUGCUGUGGUGCCUUUUAAGCCACUUGGGUUUACGCCAUAGUAGUAUUAGUCAAGGAAAGAGGGGAAAGGCAGUUAACUUUGUAUUUCCCUGACUUUUGUCUCUGUGUCAAUCUUAAAAGUUGUUUUAAAUAUAGUUUUUGAAUCUGUAAACAUGGUUGAACUGGUUUGAGUUUACCAAAGAGUGACUUAACAUAAUUUUGGAUAUUUUUGAUUGUACAGCUUUCAGGUUCAAAUGUUGUGGUGGAACUGUUAAAAGCCUAGGAGUUAUCAAUCUCCUGACUUUUGAGAGAUUUUUGAGUUCCAUAUACUCAUUCAUGUUGAUGGCCAAAUUCACAUAAUGCUAAAUCAUGGUUUAGUGCUGUGCGCAUGAGCCGCAGCAAGUCCAAACAAAGCCUUGGGCACCUAUACUUCUCCCUCUGAUUUCCAUGCAGCUGAAAAGACUUAUGCAGCAUUUAGCUUCACUUUCACAGAAUCACUGGUGGUGAUUUAAAAUAAGCUCUGGUCAGUUUCUAAAGAAGGCAACUUCAAACCAUAGAAAGUAGGGACUGCACUGCCCAUUUUGCACAAAGCUCUAAGCCACUGUUCAGUGUAGCAUAGGAACAAGGCCGGUAUGUUUUUCCUCUUUCUGCUGCCUAUUGGGGUUCAAAAUUAUCAAGCCAUAAUAUAGUACUGUAAAGAUCAAGAGCUUCACUGGACAUGUAGGCAGCUCUAGAGAUCUAAUCUGGAGUAGUUAACUUGCGUAUCUUCCAUUUGUUUCCCUGAAUUUGAAAUGUGCCUAAAGGCCAGUUCACAGAAGACACAAGCCACCUUGAACACCCAUUUGGUGAAAAGGUGGGAUAUAAAUCUAGCACACAAAUACAGUGGUACCUCGGGUUAAGAACUUAAUUCAUUCCGGAGGUCCGUUCUGAACCUGAAACUGUUCUUAACCUGACGCACCACUUUAGCUAAUGGGGCCUUCUGCUGCCACCGCGCCGCCGGCGCACAAUUUCUGUUCUCAUCCUGAAGCAAAGUUCCUAACCCGAGGUACUAUUUCUGGGUUAGCAGAGUCUGUAACCUGAACCGUCUGUAACCCGAGGUACCACUGUAAAUGGUGUUCUCAUACACUCUGUAGGUGCAUUUGUGUAAACAAUGCAAUAUUCAUACAAGGCAAUUAUAGGAGGUGCAGAACUGCAGACAUGUGCAGUUUUCUAUUUUAGUGGUAGUCCCAUGUCCCAUUUUCACCCCACCCCACAUGCAGCAUCUAUCCUAAGUUGAUGCAUCAUCACAUUAUGCAUUCCCCUCCACAUCAUCAAUGGGUGAAGAUACAGCACAACAUUACACACUGUGUGUACACAUUUCUGAAGGAAUUUGACAUAGGAAUACUGUUUUAGCAUUCUACCCACACUCAGCAGUACCUCCGGAGAUUGUAGCAGCUGGCAAAAUGCUGUUUGAUUGGAGGAGCUGCUGGCUUCCUGUAGCCUCCCAGUUCCCUGUCUCAGUUGUCUACAUUAAUGCACCGUGUCUGUAAAAUGGCUGGGGAUUGCCUGUGUGUAGGGCAGAAAGUUUUGUGUUGAAGCAGCUUUUGUCUUCCUUGGAUUUUGCCCUAGAUGUGCUGCAACACACAAGAGACUAGCAGACAAAGCUUCAAGUCAGGCAGCAGCAUCUAAAUCGUGCCUUGUCACAUUAUGGUUCCAUGGUAAUGGGGUGCCAUCUUUUUAUCCUUUGAAAUUCAUAUCUUAUGUCCACCAGGAUGAAAAGCAUGCAGUGAAUUAUUUUAGGUGAAUUCUGAAAAUACUGUGCAGUACUGAUUGCUGUACAGUUUUGAUUAGUGUGCAACUGUUAGUGUAUUUCAUUUAAAAUGAACACAAAAGCCAAGAAAACCAGUAAGAUUAAAUAUUGGGUUGAAAAUAUGUGAAAUCAUGCAGGCUGGUUCAUAAUUGAGUCUCUCAAACUACCUUUUUAGCUACAUAGACAAUGUGAAGAAGAAUAAAAACAGUGACAGUGUCAUUUUUUUCUCCUCUAGAUGUUUUAACCUAUUUACAAACUGUGAAAAACAAAAAUAAAUUUUAUACUUUUUGCUAA